Molecule: messenger RNA, 5715 nt
Organism: Sitodiplosis mosellana (orange wheat blossom midge)
Lineage: Eukaryota; Metazoa; Arthropoda; Insecta; Diptera; Cecidomyiidae
Product: GATA zinc finger domain-containing protein 14
Exons: 4
Coding region: 2179-5382 (1067 amino acids)
Biological process (GO): regulation of transcription by RNA polymerase II
Cellular component (GO): nucleus
Source: RefSeq, a predicted model, not a curated record
CUUUGUUUGUGUAUGUCGAAUGUAUGUGUGUUUGUGUGUAUUGGUUUUGCACAAACCAACUGAAUCCAAAUGCAUUUUAUUCAUAUAUCCAAAGCUUGAAAUCUCAAUUUGAAAUCGAAAAUUAAAUUGUAAACAGAGCCAUAAAAGAAAAGUAUCACGUCAAAUAAGCAAACCAUGGUUGAUUUGUGAAUGAAAUUUUUUUUUUGGACAAUAUUCAUCAGAAAAGCAACAACCAGCCAGCAACAACAAUAACAAAGAGUGAGACAGAGAGAGAAGAGAAGAGAAGAAGUUGUGUAGAGACCGGAGAUCAAACAGCAGACACACGAUAUACCAACCAUAUACACAGAGAGAAGAGAGCGAAGAGAAAAAAACCAAAAAGUGAGAGAAAAAGAGAGAGAGAGAGAAUAGUGUGUGCUGUAUUUUUGUAUGAGUUCAUGAACAUGUUUGCUGGAGUGAGUGUAAAUGUGCUGGAGGCAGAGCAUAAGUUUAUAAAGUUUUCAUUUGGGGUGCGAGCUUGAAACGAUAGAAAAAAAGGAGAGAAAGAAACAAGAAAACAGUUUUUGAUAUUCAAUUUUAUCCAUGUGCAUAUGAAAAUAACAAAGAAAUUGGAUAAAAAGGCACAGAUUGAUGUGAUUCGUUUUGGGUUUUUUAUUUUCAUUUUCGUUGGUGUGUGAAAAGAACAAGAGAUUCAGAAAGAGAAAGAGAAAGAGAAAGAGAGACAGCAGAGGAAAUAACAAGUUUUAAUGCACGGCGAUUUUUUCAUUCUCAUCCCGUUGUUGUGAAUGAACUUUCCGAUGUGUCAGAGAUUCAUUGUCCAUUAAUAGAAAUAAUUAAACAGCUCGAAUAAACGGAAGAAAAUACACAAUAAAUUCGCAUAUACCAGAUAAAUAGAAGAAAAUAUACAAAUACACGCACACCACCCAAUACGCCUCACUUUCAAAUCAGCGGAAUAAUCAACAAGAACCAGCCGCAACAAGAGUGGUUAAUAUGCAAAAAUAUAUACAAAGGAAAAACAAUAACAACAACAACAAAUAUACAAAGAAACUGAAUGAAAAAUUUAUUUGAAAAAGAGAAAAAAAUAAAAUAAAACUAUCAACACACUCAAACCAACCGAAAAACCGAAAGUAAAUCGAUGUACUUGAGCAUUUUGUUGUUCUGUAUAUUUAAAAAAAAACGAUACCAAUUGUGAUAUAUGUGUGUAGAUUUGUUCAUUUUUGAUUUCGCAAGUGUUUCCAUUCAUAAACAAGAACAGUGCUGCACACGGAAGACGAAGACAGAUGUGAUGUUGAUGGUCACGAGCCAAUAAACAGGACUCGAAUGAUUUGAAAUGGCACACAUGCAGCUGUGACGACUACGACGACGACGAAGAGGAUGGCUCAUUUUAUGAUCAGAUUGAGAUUGAGAAUGAACGAAUGAGAUUUUGUUUGUCGUUACUCAUCGCCAAUAUAUAUUCACACAAUGCAUGCACAUUGAAAUUGUAGCUUAUUAGGGGCGAUGUUUUUAAUGUGAUGCAUAAAACUAGUAAGUGUUGUUCUAUUUAUGUGUGUGUUGGUGCGUGUACUUAUAAGCAGCAGCAGCAGCAGCAGCAACAACAACAACAACAACAGCAACAGCAGUAGCAAAUGAAAAUGUGAAAAGUGUUUUGCCCUGCGAGAAGUCGUCAAUGAAUAAACAUAACAUAUAAUAUAUUCGGUGUACGACGGAAGAUAUUUGGCAAAUAUAUUAUUUUGCAUUUGCAUAGAUUUUUUUUUUCGUUUCAUUUUGCAACACCGAAGAAAACGAUGACCGAUUAGCUUGGCUGUUCUUUCUUUUUCUACCCUUGUAUAUUUCUGAAGCAAAGAAUAACAUUAGGUGUACAGUUUAUAAAUCGCUUGAGCAAAACAAUUAGUCGGUAGAGAGGAAAAAACACAUACACACACAAAGAGAGACAGUCUUACAAGCCUUACAAUUAAUUACUACCCGUGAUUACGAGAACAUACGACGAAACUUAUACACGAAACAUACACAGAGAGCCGGAAGCGAGAGUGAGCGGACAAGCGUAGUACGCGUACUGCUCUGCAUCCAAUACGAUAGUGGUUGUAGUUGCACAUGAAUGUGGGAUAAUUGCGUAGAGAUUUGACUAGACGAUUUGCAUUGGAUGUCCUUCCGAUUUGAAAUCAAAUCAUCGUGUAUAACAAGAUGUCGGGUCACAAUCCACAUAGUCGAGUGAGUCAACCUGUUAAUUCGUCUUCAUGGAAUCACUUACAAGUGCCGUCAUAUAUGCCGCGUCAACCACAAUUGGCUCACAUGUCAAGCGAACGAACACUUCGAUCAUCACCAUUAAUAUGGCCAAACACCAAUCCAGCUGAUGCAUUUUACAAUUAUAUGGCAUUAACAGCAGCGGCUGCUGUAGCUAAUUCUAAUCCGAAAAAUACUGCUUUAGAUAUGAAUCCAUUGUUGCCAUUUGUACGAACGCCAACGAAUGCCAUGCCAUUUAAUUCGGUCGAUUUAAGUUUGUCAUCCAGUACGGUGCAUGCAAAUCGAAACAGUCUGACGCCAUCACCACGAAAUCCAGUUUCACCCGGCUCAUCAAGUAAUCGCUUCUCGAAACCGACCGGUGAUUUGAACGAUAGCGCGAAUAAUGGUGCCAACAAAACAAUUGACGACAACAACAAGCUCAACACGGAUCCGAUUGCAUUUUUAAAUGAAAUGUCCGAGCAACUGGCUUCGAUGCGAUCAAAUCGAAAUUUAGCCGCGUCAAGUACGUUGCCACUGCCACGUGACCCAAACAAUCUAAAUAGUGAUCUGUCCAAUUUUAGAAUAAACGGCGAUAAUGAUAAGUCAAAGCAACGAACUGAACCGAUGGAACUCGGGCGUGAGUCAAAUCCAGCCAAUCUUUUCGAGAACGAAAGUCUAAGUAAUUCUGUUCAUCUGCAACAAUUGUUGGGGCUUACGCCGCCCGUCACUUCCAGUAUUACGCCAAAUUUGAACGAUUUGUCAAAAUCACUUUUAUCAAUAUUCAAUUCAAAUACCUCACCAACAUCGCCGAUGUUAAUAUCGCCAAAAUCUCAAUCGAAUUUCCUUUCACGCCAAACGGAUACAUCGAAAAAUUGUUCGAAUACAUCAAACGAUGAUAGUUUAGAUUCACAAUCUGGUGGCACCUGUAACGGUGAUGAUGGUUCGGGCAAACAACAAAAUACUCGAUAUCGUCGACGAAAACCUCAAAGAACCGUUCGUUGCUCGUCAAACGAAAUGAAUACGACCGAUAUCACGAUGGACAGUGAGAAAAACAACGACAUUAAGAAUGAUUGUCACAACAAUCAGUCAAAUGGAAUCAAUUUUCCAUCGUUUCAUUCCGAGGAAAAUAGCAUUUUACCGUCGGCGAAUUCAGUUGUAGCGACGCUGCCACCACAGACACAACUACCACCUGCAGCAGCAGCACCACCACCACCACCACAAACGCAGUCAAUCGAUUUGAGUCAUCAUUGUGCGAAUCAGGAAAUGUUUGAAAAUGGCUUAGUAAAUUAUAACAAAUCAAAUGAUUUGGAUUUAACGAACUCAACUGCACCGGCACAUCAAAACGAUAAAGACACACCAAACUUGCUGCAAAAUGAUGAGAUGAACGGACUGAACUUGUUUGGUGCGGUGAAUUUUAGCCAUAUGAGAGGUGUAAAUCUGACAAACGACAUCGCCACCUUUCCGAACACAGACGAUUUGGUGAAAAAGGUUGAGGAAUUGGUGAAGUGUAAUGAGCAAAAUGGUUUCAGUGACAAUGACUUUGGUCCGAUGGAAUUGACUAAGUCGCACACGAACAAAUUGGUUUCGGAUGCAUAUGAAAAUAAUCGAAUAUCGAAUGGCAUUAAUGAAUCGAUCAAGACUCCAAAUAACACUGAACAUAUUAACAAUCACUCGAGCACUGUUAAGUGCAAUAGCAAUGGUAAUGGUAAUGGCAUUAUACCAGAAAUGAUGAGCGAUAAAAUUGAAAACAACACACACGAAAGCGGCCACGAUGAAGUGGACAAUUCCAAUGCAACCACAACAACAACAACAGCAACAUCAACGCCGGCUGUGUCGAAUUCCAUUCAAAUCGGCGAAGUGAAUGCUACAAAUUCCAUCGAUUCAGGAAACAUUUUAGAAGCACACAGUUCCGGCGGUGGGGGAAUGUAUGAAAAAUUACCCGGCGAUAUUAACAAUCAAUCGAAUAUGAUUGAUACGAGUGCGGCAAGUGCUCAACCACUGAACGAUACUGACAACAAUACUCUGAAUAAAAAUGCAGCUAAAUUAAAUAGUAAUGAGGUAGCUAAAGCAUCGAUGUCAGCAUCAUCGAGUGAAUCGCCGUCGAAUGCAUCGCCAACGCCCAAAAAGAAAACGGUCACAAAAAAGAAACCAAACAAUCGUUUUAAUGGUAAAAUGGGUGGUGGCAAAUCGAAUGCAAAUAAAAGCAAUCAAAAGAAUGUAAAAUCGAAUGAUAAGUCUGAAAAGAAAAGUGAUACUAAAAAAAUGAAAUCAAAAGAUGAUUUCACGGCGACCGAUGUGCUCAACAAAUUCCGUGGCCCAUACGUUCAUGUUGACCGUGAUGGAACGGUCGACGUAAUAAAUGCACCGUUGAACGAAGAAAUUGCCGAAAAACAAAGUAAAUUCAAAAAGAGCUACAUCAGCCAAAGGCCGGCCGAUCGGAAUAGAGUUCGUGGCUUGCAUGUUAGUACAUUAAGCAACAAAUACGAUGCGGUUACCACUGAUAUUAGUUGGAUGUGUGUAUUUUGUAAAUUGGGUCCGCAUAAAUAUGGCCUCGGUGAUUUGUUUGGCCCAUUUAUUUUGUCGACGGAGAGUGAGGACUUUCAACUGGCUCAAAUCGAUCCAAAACAUGACGUAUUCAAAUCACAUCGAAACAUACCCAAUAAAACGACGCUGUCACACAACAUAUCGGCCAUUGCAGCCAAGUCACUGUCGAAACCAGGGAAUGCUGGAAAUGUGACGGUGAAGAAAAAGCGAAAACUCAACCAACUUGAUAGCGGCACUACAUCGAAUUUGUGUGCGAAUGCUGUUGAUGCACAAAUCAGUGAAAUUGAUAUUUUCUACGGUAUGACACAAGCUAAUGAUAGUUCGUAUGAAGUGUGGGCACAUGAGGAUUGCAUCGUUUGGGCAUCCGGUGUGCAUAUCAUUGGAGCACGAGUUGUUGGAUUAGAAACGGCCGUCUGGGGCAGUGUACGACAUCAAUGUGGUUUUUGUAAGCAAUACGGUGCCAUGUUGAGUUGCUUGAAACGUUCCUGCACCAACGAAAUCCAUGUACCAUGCGCAAAACGUUGUGAUUGGACACUUGACGAACACACGUUCCAAAGCAGAUGCAGUGAACACUCACUUGACGAUGCCACCAAUCACCAAUGCGAUGAGAUCCAACAGUAAUUGAACUGCACGUCAAUUAAUCAACUACAAAUCAAUACGCUUUUUUGUGGAAUAAUAAAAAAACAAACAAACAAACAAAAGUAACAACAAUAACACAGAAUAAUUUCAAUGCAUAAUCUGACAGACUGGCUACACUUUUCGAAUCACAGUGAUUCAGAAGUGUAGUAUUUUUGAAACCUAAAAAACACACACACACAAAUACAAUGAGAUUGCAAGACUUUGUACAAUUUGAGUCAUGAUGCAAAAAUGCUUACAAAAAAAAAUUAAGAAAAGAAUUAAAUAUGUAAAAAAUGAAAAAAAUAAAAAUACCAUUCUUGCUACAAACACUGUAAA